This is a messenger RNA of Arachis duranensis, 1736 nucleotides long. Its product is annotated as rust resistance kinase Lr10-like. Bases 7 to 1725 code for a protein of 572 amino acids. Gene Ontology annotation, biological process: protein phosphorylation. The transcript has 2 exons. NCBI's taxonomy places the organism in Eukaryota, Viridiplantae, Streptophyta, Magnoliopsida, Fabales, Fabaceae. The record is from RefSeq and is a predicted model, not a curated record. Gene Ontology annotation, molecular function: ATP binding; protein kinase activity.
UUGGCAAUGAAGGUAUCGGCAUUGUUUCUGCUGCUGCUUCUAAAUCUGAAUCUUGGGAACUGCCAGCUGGAUCAGCAUCCUCCGGUUCCAUGUCCGUUCCAUUUGUACUGUGAAAAAAACAAAGACAGUUUUGUUCUUGAGCUAACCGGCUCUUCAUCUUUAGUGAAACUCCCCGUCCGUCAAAUUGAUUACACAUCACAAACUUUACAAAUUUAUGAUCCCAAACACUGCCUUCCAGAACUCUUUCUCACACUGAAUUACUCAUCAUUUUAUCCUUUCCGAUCCUAUAGAGAGUUUUUCGACGAUAUGGAACUUUCUCUUGACGGUGAGACCAACCUUACUUUCUUUAAUUGUUCUUCGACAGACUCCGACUCCCAGGAACAAGAUACUUUAUCUUGCCCGAUUCGUGUGGCUGGCGAUGAAGACGCCGUCGACUCAGGCUUGGUCUCCUGCACAAAACUGGUUACUAAUCUUAUGCAAUUAAGGCCAAAUCUGAUACAGGGAAAUUCAAUCAACUUGGUAUGGGAUAAUACAAGUUUUCCUAGUGGCCAUGGAUGCUUUGUUGGCUGUAACAGAGGGAAGCCUAAAGCAUGGAAGGAGUAUCAACCCAUUAUUUUACCCAUUACAGGUGCAGCUCUCCUUGUGUCAAUACUCGGUGCCUUGUAUUAUAUACAUCGCUAUUACAUAAACAAAGGGGAAGAUCAACAAAGAGUUGAAACUUUUUUGAAGGACUAUGAGGCAUUAAACCCAACAAGAUUCUCUUAUGCUGAUAUCAAGAGAAUUACUAAGCAGUUUAAGGACAAGUUAGGUGAAGGUGCUCACGGAGCUGUAUAUAAAGGAAAAUUGUCCAACAAAAUUCUUGUUGCUGUCAAGAUUCUCACUAACACAGACGGCGAUGGCAAAGAAUUCAUAAAUGAAGUGGGAACAAUGGCCAAAAUCCACCAUGUCAAUGUGGUUCGCUUGCUUGGCUACUGCGCCGACGGAUCUCACCGCGCUUUGGUUUAUCACUUCUUCCCCAAUGGUAAUCUCCAGACCUUCAUUGCUUCGUCCAGCGACAAGGAAAACUUUCUUGGAUGGAACAAGAUGCAUCAGAUUGCUCUCGGCAUAGCUAGAGGGAUUGAAUACCUUCACCAAGGCUGUGAUCAAAGAAUUCUGCAUUUUGAUAUUAAUCCUUACAAUGUCUUGUUAGAUGACAAUUUCACUCCAAAAAUUUCAGAUUUCGGUUUGGCUAAGUUAUGCUCCAAAAAUCGAAGUACUGUAUCCAUGACUGCGGCAAGGGGAACUUUAGGAUACAUGGCGCCUGAAGUUUUUUCUAGAAACUUCGGCAACGUAUCUUACAAAUCCGAUAUCUACAGUUAUGGGAUGUUAUUGCUUGAGAUGGUUGGAGGAAGAAAAAACACAAACGAGAAUCAAGAAACAUUUCAAGUUCUAUAUCCCAAUUGGAUACACAAUUUGCUUGAAGGAGAUGACACAUAUAUUCCAGUUGACGAUGAUGGAGAUUUUAGAAUUGCAAAGAAACUUGCAAUAGUGGGACUAUGGUGCAUCCAGUGGCACCCGGUUCACCGUCCCUCCAUGAAAAGUGUAGUUCAUAUGCUUGAAGGAGAGGAAGACAAGUUGAAAGUGCCGCCAAAUCCUUUUGAAUCUGCCGCUGAGAGUAGUUCAAGUGCAAAUAUUCCAGCAAGAUGCUUGAAUUUGGAACUGGAAGUGAUUCCAGAAACAGACUAGUUUGAUUUAAG